Molecule: messenger RNA, 576 nt
Organism: Penicillium canescens
Lineage: Eukaryota; Fungi; Ascomycota; Eurotiomycetes; Eurotiales; Aspergillaceae
Product: DUF4452 domain-containing protein
Exons: 2
Coding region: 1-576 (191 amino acids)
Source: RefSeq, a predicted model, not a curated record
AUGUCUGCCUUCUUCUACAAUCACCAACAUCAACAGCCUCACCAUGGAUCUCACAUGCAUGCAUCAAAUAACCAUCAUGGACGCUCUCGCCGCGCUCCCAAGAUGGCUUCGCAGAAUACCCAGCGUCAGUUCCGAGGUGUCAAGAGCAUGCGGGAAUUGGCCGAAGCUCCCGCUGUGACGGCCUUCCGUGCGAGGUUCGAGGCUGGCCGGUCCUUUGAUUUGGAUGAUGACCUCGAGUUUUGCCCGGGUCUCCUGACUGAGGAUGAUCUGCACUCCAUCCACUCUGCCUCCGACCGUUCCUCUCUUUCCAGCGGCUCGCCGGACACCUCGCCUCUGCAGCACCAGAUCCAACCGGUGCAGCAGGUGACGCCGUCCAUCUCUUUGUCUCCUGCUCAGACCAACGCUUACGUCCACCCUGGUGUUGCCGGCAACCCUAAUCAUGUCAACUACCAGCAGCCUGCCAACCGGACUCGCAAAGUCAUCCCGAUUAUUAACCCCAACACCGGGAUGACCUUGUCGAGCCCUCCGUCGUCGAUCUCACCCGCGAUGAUGCAGAAUGCUCAGCGUCGAUGGUAA